CUCAACCAAAACAAAGAACCAGAAGAGAGACUCAACUCUACAAAUAUGAACUAAGUCAUUCAAUUUGGGGCAGUUUUUACCAUUUUGAUCAUCUUCGCAAAUUAUCAUGGAGUUCCCAAAACAACUUACACCAGCUGAUGAUCCUGAGAGCUCUUCCCAAAAGAAACUGGGAAGAGGGAAAAUUGAGAUCAAGAGGAUCGAAAACACUACGAAUCGACAAGUCACAUUCUGCAAGCGCCGCAACGGUUUGCUUAAGAAAGCUUAUGAGCUAUCUGUCCUUUGUGAUGCUGAAGUUGCUCUUAUUGUGUUCUCCACCAGGGGCCGCCUCUAUGAAUAUGCUAACAACAGUGUUAGAGCAACAAUCGACAGGUACAAGAAAGCCUGUGAUUCUUCAAACACUGGAUCUGUUACUGAGGCUAAUGUUCAGUUUUAUCAGCAAGAAGCAUCCAAACUAAGAAGACAGAUCAGAGAAAUUCAGAAUUCCAACAGGCAUAUACUUGGUGAAGCUCUUAGCACUUUGAACGUCAAGGAGCUCAAGAACCUAGAAGGAAGAUUGGAGAAAGGAAUCAGCAGAAUUAGAUCCAAAAAGAAUGAAAUGCUGUUUGCUGAAAUCGAGUAUAUGCAAAAGAGGGAGAUCGAGCUGCAAAACCAUAACAAUUUUCUGAGAGCAAAGAUUGCUGAAAAUGACAGGGCACAACAGCAGCAAGCAAAUAUGCUGCCAGGAACAUCGUCUGCAUAUGAGCAAUCAAUGCCUCCUCCUCAAUCAUAUGAUAGGAGUUUCCUUCCUGUUAUUCUUGAGUCCAACCACCAUUAUAAUCGCCAAGGGCAGAACCAGACACCUCUCCAACUUGUUUGAAAUGCUAAAGGGCAGUCUGAUGAAAUAUUCCCGCCUCUUCUCCUAAUUAAAUAAUAGUACAGAUGAGCAAUGCUACAAGGCAAUAUGGUGAUUUAUAUU
Argentina anserina (silverweed cinquefoil) is the source of this 955-nucleotide messenger RNA. RefSeq names its product agamous-like MADS-box protein MADS1. Gene Ontology annotation, cellular component: nucleus. Bases 107 to 856 code for a protein of 249 amino acids. Gene Ontology annotation, biological process: positive regulation of transcription by RNA polymerase II. Gene Ontology annotation, molecular function: DNA-binding transcription factor activity, RNA polymerase II-specific; protein dimerization activity; RNA polymerase II cis-regulatory region sequence-specific DNA binding. The transcript has 9 exons. The record is from RefSeq and is a predicted model, not a curated record. NCBI's taxonomy places the organism in Eukaryota, Viridiplantae, Streptophyta, Magnoliopsida, Rosales, Rosaceae.